AUGCCGAUCACCAGCGAUAUCACCCUGGAUAUCUCCAAGUUCAACCCGGAGAACGUUACAGAGUCAACAAAGAAAGCUGCGGCUCUCCUGGAAAACAUCACCACCAACGGGCCCCGAUGGUGGGAGGUAGGCAUCGAAAAAUAUCGUGAGAUGCGGGAGCUUGGUCAGACACCGCUGCCCAAGCCUGUCUAUCUCCCGGAGGCUCUUGAUGGCACUGUUCCCUCGCGCGACACUGGCCGUGAGAUUCCAAUCCGUAUCUACAAGCCUGAUAAUGGCCAGCCCAGCAAAGGCAUCUUCCUGCACUUUCAUGGCGGCGGUUUCGUGCUAGCAACACACAAACACUCCGAUAGCGUCCUCCGGGAAUACGCCAACAAGUGCCAGCUAACGACCAUUUCAGUCGGAUACCGUUUGGCCCCGGAACAUCCCUACCCGGCUGCCGUGCACGAUGCCAUCGAUGCCGCCGAGCACAUGGUGGACCACGCAGUGGGAGCAUACGGUGCGCCCCUCCGCUUUAUCGGCGGAGAAUCAGCAGGGGCCUGUCUCGCCGCUCAAUCUGCCCUGCAGCUGAUGCGAUCACGGCCGUCUUACAAACUGUCGGGUCUCAUUCUUCCUUACGGCUUAUUUGAUCUGACCCUCGGGCUUCCCACGAUAGCGACUUCGACCAAGCCCCUCAUGAUAAAUUUAGAAAUCAUGGAACGGUUCAACAGUGCGUACGUCCCGGGCAUGAGCACCGCCGAGCGCAGACAUCCUUCUGUGUCCCCACUAUAUGAGGACCUCCAAGCACUGGUUGCAGCUUCCCCCAUUGGAUCGUUGCCCCCUGCUCUCUUCCUCUGCGGGACAGAGGAUCCGUUGCUUGAUGACACGAUUCUGAUGAGCUCUAAGUGGAGCAUUGCCGGUGGCAAGGCUAUCGUCAAGAUCUACCCUGGUGCCACUCACGGUUUUACUGCGUUCCCCGGUCUACCAGUAGCAGACGAGGCAUAUGCGGUGACCCUGGAGUUCAUGCAGGAGAAAUUGGUUGACUCGGCGUGA
This is a messenger RNA of Penicillium samsonianum, 1029 nucleotides long. RefSeq names its product alpha/beta hydrolase. Bases 1 to 1029 code for a protein of 342 amino acids. The record is from RefSeq and is a predicted model, not a curated record. Gene Ontology annotation, molecular function: hydrolase activity. The transcript has 2 exons. Lineage: Eukaryota; Fungi; Ascomycota; Eurotiomycetes; Eurotiales; Aspergillaceae.